Messenger RNA from Equus quagga, 11535 nucleotides. It is a transcript of the gene SDK2, whose product is annotated as sidekick cell adhesion molecule 2. Lineage: Eukaryota; Metazoa; Chordata; Mammalia; Perissodactyla; Equidae. Bases 1113 to 7631 code for a protein of 2172 amino acids. The transcript has 45 exons. The record is from RefSeq and is a predicted model, not a curated record. Gene Ontology annotation, molecular function: protein binding.
AGCGGAGGGCGGCGGGCUCGGCAAGCGGCGGCAGCUGCCGAGGCGGGCGGUGGCGACGCGGCCGAGGCGCUGGGGCGGGCGCGGCGGCCGCUGCUCCUCGGGCCGGGGCGGCCGGCGAGCGCCGGGCGUCCUAGGAGGCGCCGCGCCCCCGGAGCCAGGGCUGCCCGCCGGGCUCUCCGUGCGUCUGGCCGAGAGCUCCGGCCAGGGCGCGGCGGAGGGCAGAGCCGCCGGUCUCCAUCCUCGGGCCGGCAGGAGGCUCCGUGCCGGGCGCCGGCGACAGCCCGGGUCGCCGAGCCCAGCAGCCGUCCCCGCCGCCCCGCAGCCGGCGCGGACAUGGGCGCGCGGGGCUGCGCGCCGGGUCGCCGGACCCUCAAAGUUUGCUAGCCCGCUGAGCGCAGAGCCGAGGUCACGCCCGGGCCCGGCGCCCCCGGGAGGGACCGAGAGUCCUUGGAUUGGGCGCCAGGGCGGUGGAGCCGAAAGGGGUGGCUCGGCCCCGCCAGAUGCCGCCUGCAAAGUUAGAGAGAAGAAAACUUCAGCUCCAGGGAGAUUCGGCCCGCUAUGCUAACCGCGCCCCCCGGAGCCGGCGCCCCUGAAGGAACCCCUGCACCCGCGUCUGCCGCCGCGCCCCGCUCGGGCCCGGCCCCGGGGGCCAGGCGCCUGGAGCAGCGGUGACUGCGUCCGCCCAGAGAACCCAACCAGGGGGCGGGGAGGGGGCGGGGGGCGGGCAACGUGGCCACAGGAGGAAGUUUCCUGAAGUUGUCCGUUUAUUCCGGAGCUCGGCCCGCGACUCAGCCGGAUCACGGAGACCGCCCUGCCUGGGAAAAGAAGUCGGAGUUGGGGUGCUGAGGGAGGGAGGCGCCCCGAGUCCGAGAGCGCGGCGUCUCCUCUUUCUCUUUGCUCGCCCCUCGCCUUCUGGGCGCGCCGCCGGAUCGGACUUAGAAGAAGCGGAGGAGGAAGGGUUGGGGUCGCCUGAGCUGCCCCUCCCGGAUUUAUACCGCCCGGGGCCAGAGCUGCGUAGACUCUCUCCCGGCGAAGCCGCGGAGCACCAGACCCCACGAGGAUUAUAAAACAGUGCGGAGGACAUCCCCCCGGCCCCCACCAGGCCGGUCACCAUGUGGGGGCUGCUCAUCUGGACUCUGCUGGCCCUGCAUCGGAUCCCCGUGGCCGGAGCCCAAGAUGACGUGGCUCCCUAUUUCAAGACGGAGCCGGUGCGGACGCAGGUGCACCUGGAGGGGAACCGCCUGGUGCUCACGUGCAUGGCCGAGGGCAGCUGGCCGCUGGAGUUCAAGUGGCUUCACAACAGCAGGGAGCUGACCAAGUUCUCCCUGGAGUACAGGUACAUGAUCACCAGCCUGGACCGCACCCACGCCGGCUUCUACCGCUGCAUCGUGCGUAACCGGAUGGGCGCUCUGCUGCAGCGGCAAACUGAGGUCCAGGUGGCCUACAUGGGGAGCUUCGAGGAGGGCGAGAAGCACCAGAGCGUCUCCCACGGAGAGGCAGCCGUCAUCCGCGCCCCUCGCAUCGCCAGCUUCCCCCGGCCACAGGUGACCUGGUUCCGGGAGGGCCGCAAGAUCCCGCCCAGCAGCCGCAUAGCCAUCACCCUGGAGAACACCCUUGUCAUCCUGUCAACGGUGGCUCCCGACGCAGGCCGCUACUACGUGCAGGCUGUUAAUGACAAGAAUGGGGACAACAAGACCAGCCAGCCCAUCACGCUCGCGGUGGAGAAUGUAGGGGGCCCUGCAGACCCCAUCGCCCCCACCAUCAUCAUCCCUCCCAAGAACACCAGCGUGGUGGCCGGGACCUCGGAGGUGACCCUGGAGUGUGUGGCCAACGCCAGGCCCCUGAUCAGGCUGCACAUCAUUUGGAGGAAGGAUGGGCUGCUGCUGUCUGGUGGCAUCAGUGACUACAACCGCCGGCUCACCAUCCCCAACCCCACGGGCAGCGACUCCGGCUACUACGAGUGCGAGGCCGUCCUGCGCAGCAGCAGCGUCCCUUCUGUCAUCCGUGGAGCCUACCUGUCUGUGCUGGAACCACCUCAGUUUGUCAAGGAGCCAGAGAGACACAUCACAGCAGAGAUGGAGAAAGUGGUGGACAUUCCCUGUCGGGCCAAAGGUGUCCCGCCGCCCUCCAUCACCUGGUACAAGGACGCGGCCGCCGUGGAGGUGGAGAGGCUGAGCCGCUUCCGGCAGCGCGCCGAUGGGGGCCUGCAGAUCAGCGCGCUGGUGCCUGACGACACCGGCAUGUUCCAGUGCUUUGCGCGAAACGCGGCUGGCGAGGCGCAGACCUCCACCUACCUGGCCGUCACCAGCAUUGCCCCCAACAUCACCAGGGGCCCCCUGGACAGCACGGUCAUCGAUGGGAUGUCAGUGGUGCUGGCUUGUGAGACUUCGGGGGCACCCCGGCCGGCCAUCACUUGGCAGAAAGGGGAGCGCAUCUUGGCCAGCGGCUCGGUCCAGCUGCCUCGCUUCACGCUCCUGGAAUCGGGCAGCCUGCUCAUCAGCCCCACGCACAUCUCUGAUGCUGGGACCUACACCUGCUUGGCGACCAACUCUCGGGGGGUCGACGAAGCCUCGGCCGACCUCAUCGUGUGGGCCCGGACACGCAUCACCAAGUCUCCCCAGGACCAGAGUGUCAUCAAGGGCACCCAGGCCUCCAUGGUGUGCGGAGUGACCCAUGACCCCCGGGUGACCGUCAGGUACGUGUGGGAGAAGGAUGGGGCCGCCCUCGGCAUGGAGAGCAACCCCCGCAUCCGCCUGGACAAAAACGGCUCCCUGCACAUCUCGCAGACGUGGUCGGGGGACAUCGGCACGUACACCUGCCGGGUGCUCUCAGCCGGAGGCAACGACUCUCGCAGUGCCCACCUGCGCGUCAGACAACUGCCUCACGCUCCCGAGCACCCAGUGGCAACGCUCAGCACCACAGAGAGGCGGGCCAUCAACCUGACGUGGGCCAAGCCCUUUGACGGCAACAGCCCGCUGAUCCACUAUGUCCUAGAGAUGUCAGAGAACAAUGCUCCCUGGACUGUCCUCCUGGCCAGCGUGGAUCCCGAGGCUACCUCAGUGAUGGUCAAGGGCUUGGUUCCGGCACGCUCCUACCAGUUCCGUCUAUGUGCGGUCAACGACGUGGGCAAAGGACAAUUCAGCAAGGACACGGAGAGGGUCUCUCUCCCCGAAGAGCCUCCCACAGCCCCUCCACAGAAUGUCAUUGCCAGUGGCCGAACCAACCAGUCCAUUAUGAUCCAGUGGCAGCCCCCUCCCGAGAGCCACCAGAACGGCCUCCUCAAGGGUUACGUCAUCAGGUACUGCCUGGCCGGGCUGCCUGUUGGGUACCAGUUCAAGAACAUCACGGAUGCUGAUGUCAACAACCUGCUGCUGGAGGACCUCAUCAUCUGGACCAACUACGAGAUCGAGGUGGCCGCCUACAAUAGCGCCGGGCUGGGUGUCUACAGCAGCAAAGUCACCGAGUGGACACUGCAGGGAGUCCCCACGGUCCCUCCGGGCAACGUGCAUGCAGAAGCCACCAACUCCACAACCAUCCGCUUCACCUGGAACGCCCCCAGCCCCCAGUUCAUCAACGGCAUCAACCAGGGCUACAAGCUGAUCGCCUGGGAGCCGGAACAGGAGGAAGAGGUUACCAUGGUGACGGCCCGGCCCAACUUUCAAGACACGGUCCACGUGGGCUUCGUGUCCGGCCUGAAGAAGUUCACCGACUACUUCACCUCGGUGCUGUGUUUCACCACCCCUGGGGACGGGCCUCGCAGCACCCCCCAGCUGGUGCGCACCCAUGAGGACGUGCCUGGGCCUGUGGGACACCUGAGCUUCAGUGAAAUCCUGGACACCUCGCUGAAAGUCAGCUGGCAAGAGCCGGGAGAGAAGAACGGCAUCCUCUCAGGGUACCGGAUCUCCUGGGAGGAGUACAACCGGACCAACACCCGCGUGACCCACUACCUGCCCAACGUGACCCUGGAGUACCGCGUCACAGGCCUCACUGCGCUCACCACCUACACCAUCGAGGUGGCUGCCAUGACCGCCAAGGGCCAGGGCCAGGUUUCUGCCUCCACCAUCUCCUCCGGGGUGCCUCCAGAACUCCCGGGGGCCCCCACCAACCUGGGCAUUUCCAACAUCGGCCCCCGCUCCGUGACCCUGCAGUUCAGGCCAGGCUACGACGGGAAGACGUCCAUCUCCCGCUGGCUGGUGGAGGCCCAGGUGGGUGUGGUCGGGGAGGGAGAAGAGUGGCUGCUGAUUCACCAGCUCACCAACGAGCCCGACGCCCGCUCCCUGGAGGUGCCCGACCUCAAUCCCUUCACCUACUACAGCUUCCGCAUGCGCCAGGUGAACAUCGUGGGCACCAGCCCACCCAGCCAACCUUCUAGAAAGAUCCAGACCCUCCAGGCACCUCCUGACAUGGCCCCGGCCAACGUGACCCUGCGCACGGCCAGUGAGACCAGCCUGUGGCUCCGCUGGAUGCCUCUCCCGGAGAUGGAAUACAACGGGAAUCCCGAGUCGGUGGGCUACAAGAUCAAAUACAGCCGGGCGGACGGCCACGGCAAGACGCUGAGCCACGUGGUGCAGGACCGCGUGGAGCGGGAGUACACCAUCGAGGACCUGGAGGAGUGGACGGAGUACCGCGUCCAGGUGCAGGCCUUCAACGCCAUCGGGAGCGGGCCCUGGAGCCACACAGUGAUGGGCAGGACGCGGGAGUCAGUCCCAUCCUCUGGCCCCACCAACGUGUCCGCGCUGGCCACCACCUCCAGCAGCAUGCUGGUGCGCUGGAACGAAAUCCCUGAGGCCGACCGCAAUGGGCUCGUGCUGGGCUACAAGGUCAUGUACAAGGAGAAGGACUCAGACUCCCAGCCCCGGUUCUGGCUGGUGGAAGGGAACUCGUCCCGCAGCGCCCAGCUCACAGGCCUGGGCAAAUACGUGCUCUAUGAGGUCCAGGUGCUGGCCUUCACGCGCAUCGGGGACGGCAGCCCCAGCCACCCUCCCAUCCUGGAGCGGACACUGGAUGAUGUCCCAGGACCACCCAUGGGCAUCCUGUUCCCGGAGGUGAGGACCACAUCGGUGCGCCUGAUCUGGCAGCCCCCUGCUGCUCCCAAUGGCAUCAUUCUCGCUUACCAGAUCACACACCGGCUCAAUGCCACCACAGCCAACGCUGCCACAGUGGAGGUGCUGGCGCCCAGCGCCCGCCAGUACACGGCCACUGGCCUCAAGCCAGAGUCUGUCUACCUGUUCCGCAUCACGGCCCAGACCCGCAAGGGCUGGGGAGAAGCCGCCGAGGCCUUGGUGGUGACCACCGAGAAGAGAGACCGCCCGCAGCCCCCCAGCAAGCCGGUGGUGCAGCAGGAGGACGUGAAGGCCCGCAGUGUGCUGCUGUCCUGGGAGCCGGGGAGCGACGGCCUGUCCCCCGUGCGCUACUACACUGUGCAGACUCGCGAGCUGCCCAGUGGCCGGUGGGCCCUGCACUCCGCGUCUGUGAGCCACAACGCCUCCGCCUUUGUCGUGGACAGACUCAAGCCCUUCACAUCCUACAAGUUCCGGGUGAAGGCGACCAAUGACAUUGGGGACAGCGAGUUCAGCGAGGAGUCGGAACCACUGACCACCCUGCAGGCUGCCCCCGACGAAGCGCCCACCAUCAUCUCAGUGACACCCCACACCACCACCUCCGUGCUGAUCCGAUGGCAGCCACCACCGGAGGACAAGAUCAAUGGCAUCCUCCUGGGCUUCCGGAUCCGGUACCGGGAGCUGCUCUACGAGGGCCUCAGGGGCUUCACGCUGCGCGGCAUCAACAACCCCGGGGCCAAGUGGGCGGAGCUUACCUCCAUGUACUCCAUGCGGAACCUGAGCCGGCCCAGCCUCACGCACUACGAGCUGGACAACCUGAACAAGCACCGGAGAUACGAGAUACGGAUGAGCGUAUACAACGCCGUGGGCGAGGGGCCCUUGAGCCCUCCACAGGAGGUCUUUGUCGGGGAGGCAGUGCCCACGGCAGCGCCCCGCAAUGUGGCCGUGCACGGUGCCACAGCCACCCAGCUGGAUGUGACGUGGGAGCCACCCCCCCUGGAGAGCCAGAAUGGAGACAUCCAGGGCUACAAGAUUUACUUCUGGGAAGCCCAGCGGCAGAACGUCACCGAGCGGGUGAAGACGCUGUUCCUGGCCGAAAGCGGGGUGAAACUCAAGAACCUGACCGGCUACACAGCCUACAUGGUCAGCGUGGCAGCCUUCAAUGCGGCAGGGGAUGGGCCCCGGAGCGCCCCCACCCGGGCCCAGACCCAACAAGCAGCCCCCAGCGCCCCCAGCUCGGUCAAGUUCAGCGAGCUGACCACAACCUCAGUGAACGUGUCCUGGGAGGCCCCACGGUUCCCCAACGGCGUCCUGGAGGGCUACCGGCUGGUGUACGAGCCGUGCACCCCAGUAGACGGAGUCAGUAAGAUUGUGACAGUGGACGUGAAGGGCAACAGCCCUCUCUGGCUGAAGGUGAAGGACCUGGCGGAGGGCAUGACCUACAGGUUCCGCAUCAGAGCCAAGACCUUCACCUACGGGCCCGAGAUCGAAGCCAACGUCACCACGGGCCCAGGAGAAGGUGCCCCGGGACCGCCUGGAGUGCCCAUCAUCGUGCGGUACAGCUCCGCCAUCGCCGUCCACUGGUCCAGCGGGGACCCCGGCAGAGGGCCCAUCACCCGCUACGUCAUAGAGGCCAGGCCUUCAGACGAGGGGCUGUGGGACAUCCUCAUCAAAGACAUCCCCAAGGAGGUGACCUCGUACACGUUCAGCAUGGACAUCCUGAAGCCAGGCGUGAGCUAUGACUUCCGGGUCAUCGCCGUCAAUGACUAUGGCUUUGGCACCCCCAGCGGCCCCUCCCAGUCUGUGCCAGCCCAGAAAACCAACCCAUUCUACGAGGAGUGGUGGUUCUUGGUGGUCAUUGCCCUCGUCGGCCUCAUCUUCAUCCUGCUUCUGGUGUUUGUGCUCAUCAUUCGAGGCCAGAGCAAGAAGUAUGCCAAGAAGACAGACUCGGGGAGCAGUGCCAAGUCGGGUGCCCUGGGCCACGGGGAGAUGAUGAGCUUGGAUGAAAGCAGCUUUCCUGCCCUGGAACUCAACAACCGGCGGCUCUCCGUCAAGAACUCCUUCUGCCGAAAGAACGGCCUGUACACCAGGUCUCCUCCUCGGCCUAGCCCGGGCAGCCUCCACUACUCCGACGAGGACGUCACCAAGUACAACGACCUCAUCCCAGCAGAGAGCAGCAGCCUGACGGAGAAGCCCUCCGAAAUCUCCGACUCUCAGGGAAGCGACAGUGAGUACGAGGUCGACCCAAACCACCAGAAGGCCCACUCUUUCGUCAACCACUACAUCAGCGACCCCACGUACUACAACUCGUGGCGCAGGCAGCAGAAGGGCAUCUCGCGGGCCCAGGCGUACAGCUACACGGAGAGCGACUCGGGCGAGCCGGACCACGCCACCAUCGCCAACAGCGGCAGCGCCCAGCAGGGCAGCCUCUUUCGGCCCAAGGCCAGUCGGACCCCAACACCCCAAAACCCCCCUAACCCCCCGAGUCAGCAAAGCACCCUCUACCGGCCCCCCAGCAGCCUAGCCCCCGGCUCCCGGGCUCCUAUAGCAGGAUUUUCAUCAUUUGUUUGACGUUGGAAGAGGAAAAAGAAAGAAAAAUGGCCCCCAACUCCCCCUCCAGCACUCCCCCCACCGCCUGCCAGAAAACAAAAACACCACGAAACCAAGUCAACUUUUCACCUCCUGAGUUUAUUUUUCCAGAGAUUCCAGGGCCAGCAAAGCCGGCGUUGAGAAGGAGGGAGAAGAAAACCAUGAGAGAACAAUGUGUGGCCAAUGGUUGGUCGGCCUCAAGAUUGUGGGUUUCGCUGCUCCUUCGAGACAGCACAGAGUUGGGGGAGCGGCUGCGGUGGACACAGAGUGGGUGGGGUCCCUGGAGAGAGAGAGAGAAGGGAAAGGACUGGAGGGCUGUAAGGCAGGCAUGGCUGAGGGGAGAAGAAGCUUCCAGACAUCCAGCCAGCUGCCCCCUUCGGGCAUGUGUGGAGCCCUGGGCCCAGUGCUGGCUGAUGCUGUGUAAGGAUGGGCGUCCAUGGGAGCCCACCUGACCUCCUCUCUCCGCACCCUCCCACCUCCGCACCGUGCAUCGCUGGCUGCCAUGGAUGGCCCUGCUCGCCCCCUGCCCUGCUCCUCACCCUCCACUCCCCCCUCCCUUGCUCAACUUCUCCGCCAAGCAUUUGGUUUAUUUAGAAAAAGGAAAACAACUAAAGGGUGAGAAUUUGCCCAGCCAGCUCCUUGUUCCUAACAUGCUUUUUUAUUGUGAAUCCCAGGAAGAAAACCCCUCAGGGUGCAGGAGAGUCCCCCCCACCACUGAGCCCAGCCUUCCCUUUACUUGAAUUCACUUUCCUGAGCACAGACUGGGAGAGAUGAACUCGGGAACAGAGGCAGGGACGCUGGCCAGGCUUCACGGGGCGUAAAGCGGGAAGUCAGGAACCUAAGAAGGAAGCUUUGACUUUUCCUUGUCUUCUAAUUCAGAUACCACCUGCCCCUUCCUUCAGGGAAGAGGAAAAGGGAGCCAUUUAGACAAGGAAAUUCAGCUCGCCUGGGGCUGGGGAGCCCCAGAGGGAUUGCCGAGGCAGACACACCCCUCUCCUCAGAGAGACAUCCUCCUCUGCCACACACACACACACACACACACACACGCACACACAUACACACACUACCCCAUGCACUUGCAGAGACAAGGGUCCAGGGAUCCUCUGUAAGAGAAAUCCCUAAGGGUCCUCCUGACCAGACAGGGCACUAACUUUCAGAUCUGUGUCCCCCUCGCUCUCAACCCACACCUCGGAAACUCACUGCCUCCUAAUCACAGAGGGACAGGACACCAGAGGGACGGCCAAGGCCCUGGUCCAGAGGCCAGAGCUCCCAGAGGUUGCCAGAUCAGCUCAGCACCCCGUUUACAAAGAGACAAAGACCAUCCCAGCCCCCAGUAACGUUUUCCAGGCUCGGCUCAGCCGAGCCAGGGCUCAGAGCAGGGAGGGGCCUCAUCCGCACCAGGCACAGCUCCCGAGAUGCACAGCCUGGCCGGCCAGGAGGAGCAGGUCAGAUGGGACCCAGGGACAAGAAUUACUGAUGGGAGGCAGAGCUUUGACACACACACAAUCUGCUCCAAGCAAUGUUCUUUAAAAAGCCACUCUGGUGGCCUGGAUCUGCCCAUCGGCUCAAGACUUCCAGAUGCAACGGUUGAGGGAGGAGCCUUUCCAUCUCAUUCCCUGGGCUGUCCUGUGCCCCCUGGGUGCCCCCAGCAGCCCUGCGCAGUGGCCCACCCCCACGUUUGGGGAUGGAUGGCUUCCUCUGGGAGAGGAGAGGGACCCGCAGGGCACAUUCAGUUCAGCACUGGGGUUGCGGAGCAGCGGGCACUGCUGGCCCUGCCUGGGAGGGGGCGGUGCCCUAUUUUGGGGGGUGAGGAUUACAGUUAGGGGAGACCUGAGUGGAACUAAGGAAAGAGAGGACCUGUACCCCUCCCUACUGGCCCCAAAUCAGGUGACUGGGAUGGAAGCAGGGCCGGGGCCUGAGGAAAGGGCACCCCGGGCCGUGGCUCUUCCCGCCGUGUGCAGACAGCCAGGGAACGUGAUGGGGAGAAGUCGGAAGACGGCUCAGCAGACAGGCUGACCCAGCUCUGGGGUCCAAACAGCAGCUUCUCCACUAAGGGGUCUGGAAGGAAACGCUCUUUCCCCCAGAGGAGCACGCACGCACGCGAGGUUCUGCCCUGCGCACAUCUGGCCCCGGGGAGGCAGCACAUCCAGGGCCGCCCGCAGGGGAUCCCGCUGCACUUCCUCUUUCCUUUCCUCUCAUCUUCUUUUUUUAAACAAUCCCAUCCUUUUCCCUCUCUGCUGUGUGUUUAACCAUUUAAGGAAGUUCCCAGUUUGCGUUAGGGAAUUAUUUUAGCCCAGCCCAGAUAGGGAUCUGGGGGGGUGGGAAGCGGGGAUGAGUAAAAACAUUGUGUGUGUGUGUGUGUAUACUGCAGCACAUGAGGCCACAUUUCCUUCGCCUUUAUGAAUCAUCUGGCACACUAAGAUGUUCAUCCUCCCCUCCCCACACGCUCCCUCCACCGUGCUGACGCACACGUGCACGCUUGUGAUGGCGCCCAUGCACACCUGGGCUCACACGUGCGCGCACAGAUACAGAAAUGCACAGAAUGCACAUCCGCUUGUGUGCUAGUAAAGAGCCUCUUGUGACUCCCUCCGAUGGCUUGAGUUGUCCCUCUGUGAGGCACAGGCAGCCUGAGUCACUGCCACUUGGGCACCACUGGGAUCUGUUGUCUGAGAGGGCGAGGACCCUGCAAACCAGAGCCCGAGGUGAGGGUCUCACCCUCCAUCCACACCCACCCGUCUGAAAUGUUGCCUCCACUGUCCCGGUCACGUCUGGAAGCCCAGGUCUCCGGCUGGGGAGCCCUGGAUUUCUAAGAGGACAUCUCUUUGCCCUUGUUUACAUUUCUGCUGGGGCAGUGGAGGUGCCCAGCCCUGGUCCAGAUAUCUGGCCGCACUGGAAGGAUGUGGUGGGCCCAACCCUUGGGGAACUGGGAGCCUCCCUGAGUUGUCCAUGUGACUGCACCCGAAGCAGAUUCACACCAGGAUGCUCGCCACCUGGCACCUCUAGCUUUGCCUCGUUGUGCCCUCGGGAACUCUCCUGGUGUCGUACCCAGCAGCCUACACCUGGCACGUCAGGGCCACCCUUCCCCCUCCUGGCCACCCUUCCCCCUCCUGGCCGUGCCUCCAGUGUUCGCAUCAGCUCCGCACCCAGACUGCCAAGACGAACCCAAAGCUGCUCUGGGUUCCAGAUGCACCUUCCUCCCAGGACUCCAGGGAGUUUGCAAACCCAGGCUGCCUCCUUCUGGCCCCCCACCUGACACUGCCAGGAUUCAGAGGGAACAAGGACACUUCUGGCUGCCCCGCCCUGGUGCAGGCUGCCUCGAGGCCUUCUUUCUGCCCAUACCUCCCUGGGCAGAGCUUUAAAGGUGCCACAGCCUCCCCAAAGCCCACUCUGGGCAGGGACUUCCCUCACCUUCCAUGGUGCACAUCUGAAGGUGCCCACACUGGGUGAGGGGCUGGAGGGUGGGAGGGGGAGGGGGGGCCAUGUGAGCAGCAGCCACCCGCCCCCCAGUGCCUCUGUAUAGUCCCGCCCAGUGGCAACCCUGACCACCACCUUGAGCACAGGUGCCCUCUUGGGACCACCCUCCUUCUCUUUGUUUCCACAAGAAUAACCAAAAGCAUUUAAACAUGUUACCUUUCUUUACACACAAUAGACUCCAAAAACAAAAACCAACACAAAUCUUUAUUUUUUGAUUUAAAUGAUAUAAUGAAAAAUUAUGGGGAGAGUAUUCGUUAUGGCAGGUGUCUGUCUGUAAGAAAAAAAUAUAUAUCUAUAUGUCAUAUAGCUUGUUAGCAGGUUUAUUUUUUAAAUGAAAGGUAAGAAAGAAAUUGAUUUGAACUAUAUACCACGAGAAGUCCCAUGUCCUGUCAAACUUGUCAGUAUUUUAUAA